AUGCUUUCGUUGUCCAUACUUACAUGGAUUCAAUUCCUGGCUUUCUACUUGGUGACGUUGCCGACCUUCGGUUAUGAAAAAUCCACUCAGUCGAUUGAGGAUGUGAGGAAGUUGGAGGUGCAGCUCAUCGAUGCACGCAAUAUCAUGCGGUCACGUUUUCAGUACUGUACCGCUCAUUGGCGAGAUGAGGAUUCACCUCGCAGUGGACGUAUCAAGGAGUACUGGCAUAAAGCGCUUCAUAAAGCAAGAACGUCAUAUCCUGACAGUAUCACGUGUCUCAUGGAACUGAAACCGUUGCUGCAAAAGCAUAAAGAGCUAAGGGAAUUGUUGGAACAACGGAAAAUCGAGGAUGACGAGAAGAUCAAUGCCGGUCUGGAUGCGUUCCUAACACGAAGUCAAAUUCAAGAGUUGCGCUAUUUUCACGAGAAUGGUGACAGCAAAGCAGUUGAAGAAGCACUUGACGAGUACUUUGAAGGACUCCCGUUAUCCAGAAAAAAUGCUCUGAUUUCUGAAUUCCUUGACUAUGAAUCCAAGCUGAAAAGGGUACAAAGAGACACCGACGAUUCUGAACAACAUAUAGAAGAAUACGAUGAUGAAGUGCUGGAUCCAGAACAGUUGAAACCAGAAUGGUUAGCCUGGCAAACACCAAGACAUAAAAAGCUUAUAAGUAAAAUGAUCAUCGGGAAGGCAAAUAAAUGGGAAGUUAUGAAUGAAAUUGGUGAUCAGUUCUAUCAUUUACGGAAAGAGGUUCGACAGCAGUACAAAGAAUAUCUACAACACUACUGCAUCAAGAACCUAAAGAAUGUGAUUGGAGAGACGAAUUUUAACGUUCUACGAGGUAUGUACAUGGACACAGACCCUGUUGAACAAAUCGAGACGAAAUUCCACGAACUUGUUGCUGAACUUCACGAAGAAAGGGAACGACUGCUAGCAGAUCAUUACGCUGUAUUCUGUCGAAAAAUAUUUCGAUUAGUACAUUUUGAGCCAACUGAUCUAACAAUUUGGCUCACAUCGGCGCAAAAAUUCGAUCUUGGACAAAUGAUUCAAAAUCCAGACGUUAACGAUACACAUAUCUACGAUAAGAUGUACGAAUUCUAUUUGAACACAACUGGUGAGGCAAGAGAAGAAGCGAAGGACAUUAUCGAAUCUGGUUGUAGACAUUUCAUCGAGCACAUGUUUGGCGACGACAAUGCCGAGGAACUCGAAGAACUCCGAUUAGGUGGGACAAUUUCAAAGCAACAUCUUGCCGCCCGAUUAGCAGCGCAUGCUUUUGAGGUAACAGAUGAGAUGGAUCGAAAGAGAGCUGAAGGCUCGCUGUCCAUCUGUAGCCGCAUUUAUCUUGGCUAUGAUGGUUCAUGUGAAUGUCAUGGACAUGCGACGAGUUGUGACAGCGUACGCCAUAACUGCCUGAAUUGCACUGACAACACCUAUGGGGUUCAGUGUGAACUUUGCAUGGAGUCGUUUACGGGCGAUCCGCUCACUGGUGGAUGCACACCAGUAGAGCACGAAGAGACUUCCUGCACAUGCAACAACCACUCCAGUUCGUGUGAUCCGGAAGGGAAGUGCCAGUCAUGUCUUCAUAACACCACCGGCGAUAGCUGCGAACGAUGUGCGUCGGGAUUUUACGGUGACGCGACCACUGGGACUCGUGAUGACUGCACCAUCUGUCCCUGUCCAAACAAUGGCGAAUGUUUCGUCAACGAAAAUAAUUUGGUGGAAUGUCGUGAAUGCCCGACAGGGAAAAAGGGGAUCACCUGCGAAGAGGAUGUUACUCCACAAGAAGAAGAAGAAGGCAAGCAUCAAAAAGAGAAAGAAAAAGAAGAAAAGAAAGAGGAAAGGAGAAAAGAAAGCAACAGUGGUGAAGAGCAACAGAUAAAAAGCGAAGAACAUCAGGAAGCUACUACUACUAGUGCUGUUAAUGUUGUAGCUGAUGAUACCACAGUCAAGCCGACUGAAGUUGAUGUACAGGAGUAG
Necator americanus (New World hookworm) is the source of this 1974-nucleotide messenger RNA. RefSeq lists its product as uncharacterized. The coding region runs from base 1 to 1974 and encodes 657 amino acids. Gene Ontology annotation, biological process: animal organ morphogenesis; tissue development. The transcript is spliced from 15 exons. The record is from RefSeq and is a predicted model, not a curated record. NCBI's taxonomy places the organism in Eukaryota, Metazoa, Nematoda, Chromadorea, Rhabditida, Ancylostomatidae.